CCGAGCCCGUCCUUACCGAAGCUGAAAAGACAUCAAAAGCAAACUGAGACCUAAAGCUACCGCCGAAGUCUAGAUGCGAGAUAACCAAAACACACAGAUUGUCAAAGAGAUUAGAAGGAUGAGCUCGCAUCACAACUGAGGAAGAAGAAGAAGAAGAAGAAGAAGAUAAUGGAUUUCUCUUCACUCUAUGACCCUCUCUUCUGCCAAGAAGAUCGUUUAGAGGAAGAAGAAACAGAGCAGUAUCUUGCAUUACACGAAGCAGAGGAUGUAGAAGACGUAGAAGAUGAGGAAUGGGCGGAGGUGAUCUCCUCUCUCCUUGCCAACGAGGUGGAGACCUACCAAGAACUCUGUGUAACCGCUGGUGACACCUAUCUCUUCCAGGCGAGGAGGAAUGCUGUCGAAUGGUUGGCAAAGACGAGCGUUCAACAUGGCUUUUCUGUUCAGACGGUGCUCCUCGCUGUCAGCUACCUCGACCGCUGCUUUCUUGCUGGCGAUGGCGGCGGAUUAAGGCUACAAGAAGACAAGCCAUGGAUGGGGCGGCUCGCCGCCGUUGCUUGCCUUUCGCUUGCGGCGAAGGUUGAAGAGACGCGAGUUCCCCUGCUUCUUGAUCUCCAAGUGCCGCCUCCGGCGGCCGGUGACGAAAUGGGGUAUGUGUUCGAGAACAGGACGAUUCGACGAAUGGAGCUACUCCUGCUGUCAACACUUGGGUGGAGAAUGAAUCCCGUCACUCCUCUCACCCUCGCUAACCGUCUCCUUCACAAGAUUCCGACGGCCUCUGGCCGCCUGCCAGAAAUCUUUGGUCGCUGCGAGUCCGCUUUGUUGGCCGUUGUCGCUGAUUUGGGAUGGGUUCGGUAUCCACCGUCGGUUUGGGCAGCAGCGGCGCUGGUGUACGCGGUGAGGCUGCCGGAUGAAAUCGCCUGUGCUUCGCCGGAGAUGGAUAUUCCACUGGAUCUUCUUAAAGUUUCGAAGGAAAGAAUAGGUGGCGCCUACAAGCUCAUUCUGGGGCUCAUUAUCCCUUCCGAUUGUUUCCUCUAUGGCGUCGGCAUAAAAAGGAAGCUUUCUAAUCACAACCAAUGUGGUUCAGUACAUUCUUACUCUUCUCCUGGAAGCCCAAAUUGUCUUGUCGGUUCUUGCUUCACCUGCGAGAACUCUUCGAGCAGUGGUGAUUCAUUGGUUUCUUCUUUCCCGGAACUUCCUCCAUUCAAGAAACCAAACACAAAGCAAAUCACAGACAAUGGAGAAAGCAAGGAGCUUGUCAUUGAGCAUGGAGUCCUCCUCGCCUGAGCUUUCCUUUCAUCCUUAAAAGUUUUUGCCAAUACUCUAAACAUUCUGAUCGUUAAGGGAAAGCGAUAAUGUUUCGAUACUUUUAACAAUGAAGAAGAAACUGAACCGAAGCAUAAAUGGAUGGUCAGUGGCCUAAAGUUGCCUCCUGCUUUCUGAAAUCAUCAAUGCUGUUUCUAUUUUCUUAAUCAUCAAUGCGUAUAUAACUUCAAAUCUUCCCAAGCUGCAGAUAGUUAAUGCCUUCUAUCAUAUGGAGCUGUAUACGUCGGAAAGA
Messenger RNA from Dendrobium catenatum, 1555 nucleotides. RefSeq names its product cyclin-D3-2. Gene Ontology annotation, biological process: mitotic cell cycle phase transition; regulation of cyclin-dependent protein serine/threonine kinase activity. Bases 169 to 1284 code for a protein of 371 amino acids. The transcript is spliced from 3 exons. Gene Ontology annotation, molecular function: cyclin-dependent protein serine/threonine kinase regulator activity. The record is from RefSeq and is a predicted model, not a curated record. Gene Ontology annotation, cellular component: cyclin-dependent protein kinase holoenzyme complex; nucleus; cytoplasm. Lineage: Eukaryota; Viridiplantae; Streptophyta; Magnoliopsida; Asparagales; Orchidaceae.